Messenger RNA from Xenia sp. Carnegie-2017, 1752 nucleotides. RefSeq names its product histone-lysine N-methyltransferase SMYD3-like. Gene Ontology annotation, molecular function: protein binding. The record is from RefSeq and is a predicted model, not a curated record. NCBI's taxonomy places the organism in Eukaryota, Metazoa, Cnidaria, Anthozoa, Malacalcyonacea, Xeniidae. Gene Ontology annotation, cellular component: nucleus.
AUGAAGUAUUUGAUAAAUUGCAAUAUGGCGGACGACCAAGCAACAAAAAUGUCCAAUACAAAUACUACUGAGGUAUUUAAAACAACUUCUCGUGGUAGGGCUACGAAAGCGACAUGUGUUUUAAAUAAAGGAACUAAUGUUAUAUCUUCAUAUCCACUUGCAUUGGUCUCACGCAAAGAAUUUCACCAAAAAAUUUGCGAUGUUUGUUUUCUGAAAGAGAAAUUACAUCGCUGCUCUAAGUGUAGAAUGGUGUACUACUGCAAUGCACACUGCCAGAAAAAAGCAUGGUCAAUGCACAAGCUUGAAUGCAAAUACCUAAAAAAAAUAUCUCCUACAAUGCCUACCGAUACGGUCCGCCUCACGGCUUUAUUAUUGUUGGCAAGUGAAAAAUCUGAUUACACAAAGGAUCUAGAGAGCAAUUCUGCACAGAUACGAGAAAAUGCAGGCGAAAUGUUUGCUUCUAUGAUAGAAGUCAUACGGCGUUAUCUAGAUGGCGCUUCACAUUGGAGCCGUGAAUCAAUGUUUGAACUGCUUUGUAAAGUUAACUGCAACGCAUUUACAGUAUGCGAUGAAGAAAACAAACCUUUAGGUCUCGGCCUGUACCCAACUGUGGCAUUUCUCAACCAUUCGUGUGCCCCAAACUGUAUCGUCGUUUUCGAUGGUCCAAAAUGCAACAUACGUAACAUUUGUAAGAUUGAAAAGGACCAGGAGCUUUGCAUUAGUUACACAGAACUGUUACGACCUCCAGCAGAACGACGUCAAUACCUCAAGGAGCAUUACUACUUCGAUUGUUGGUGUUCGCGUUGCCUACAUGAAGUAAAACACGGCACAGAAAUGAACGCUGUGAAAUGCCGAAAUGACGAAUGUAAACAAGGAGUUGGCUUUCGACCAGAUUAUACCAUCGACAAAAAAUGUCCGCAGUGUGGUUCCAUCGUCCCUGAAACUUACAAAUCGUCGCGCGUUCAAAAUCUUUACACUAAAAUCGAGAGCACGUUCGCAAAAAUGAACGAAAAGUUUCGCAAGUGGAAAUAUUUUAGAAACUGUACGAGUUUUCGAGACGUUGCUAAGCGAAGCGGGAAGACGUUACAUUGUUUCAAUUAUCAAGUCGUAAAGAUUUUAGAUAAGAUAUCUGACUUGUGUAUCGAUUCUCAACAGUGGAACAAAGCUCUUGAAUAUUGCGAAAGGUCUCUUCAGGGGUAUUUGAAAUUUUAUCCCAAGUAUCAUCCAAGCACUGCACUUCAACUUUAUAGGAUAGGUAAGCUACAGCUGUACCUGGAUAACAUAGACAAUGGCCUAGAAUCUUUGUUACAAACAAGAGCAUUACUUCAUGUUAUAUACGGCAUGGAUCACUCAAUGGUUAAUCAACUUAACAAAGUCAUACAAGAAACAGUUGAAGAAAAGAUGAUGUUAGAAAGAUAUUAGAAAGCGUUAUCAAAAUACUUGCUUUAAAACUUUUUACAUCUUUGCGUUCGAUUUCAUAUUAGUUACAUUUAAAGAUUAUGCAAACUUUUCCAGGAAAUUUUCGUGUUUAGUCACCUCGUUUGCUAUACAAUCUUCGCAUACACAACGACGAAAACCACGUAGAUGUACGACAAUGGUGAUAUACGAGACCCUUUAACAGAAGACAAAACUUAUAAUAGGAAUUGAGGUGUUUAACUUCGCAAUAUUAUCCAUUUGUCGUAAAAUGUCAUGUAGCAUUUUCUUUCAUGUUUUGUCGAUGGUGAAUAUAAAAUAAAAUUUGUUCGUAUAUCA